Gossypium arboreum is the source of this 1971-nucleotide messenger RNA. RefSeq names its product 7-deoxyloganetin glucosyltransferase-like. The record is from RefSeq and is a predicted model, not a curated record. The transcript is spliced from 2 exons. The coding region runs from base 405 to 1844 and encodes 479 amino acids. Gene Ontology annotation, molecular function: UDP-glycosyltransferase activity. Lineage: Eukaryota; Viridiplantae; Streptophyta; Magnoliopsida; Malvales; Malvaceae.
AAGUCUACAUAUCCUUUGUCUUUUCUUUGUUGCCGUGGGUAGGGGCGGAUUUAGGGGGAUUGGGAGAGUCCAACCUUCUGAAAAAAAAAACUCAGUUCGCCCUGGUGCAAUGACAGUCUUCCCAUCGGCUACUCAUUUUAUGAAUUUUAAGAUGCCGUCCUGUAUUUACAUACAAAUGCUCCAAUGAUGUCGUAGGUCGGCCAACGAAAACAAUAUUUAAUUACAGUGACACGACACGUUGCGAUCAACCUUAAUGUGGGAUAAGAUUAAUUUGGACAAAACAAAGUGGAGGUCUCUCUUCUUAUCCUCUUGUGGUUGUUUUGAGGUCAACCUCUUUAUCAAUUUAAAUAUGCCUUUCUUGUUCCAUUGGAGAGUGUGAGUUCUACACGUUUUCAAAGGGCCAAAUGGAAGCUGGGAAACCCCAUGCUGUCUGUAUUCCUCUACCAGCUCAAGGGCACAUUAACCCUAUCUUAUUAUUUGCCAAACUCCUCCACUUCCAUGGCUUCCAUAUCACUUUCAUCCAUACCGAGUUCAACUACUAUCGCUUGAUUCAGUCGAGAGGACUCGACUCGCUCAGGGGCUCACCCGAUUUCCGGUUCGAAACGAUAACCGAUGGUUUGCCAUCGACCAACAUGCGGGGGAUACAAGAUUUACCCGACUUGUGCUCGAUGUUGCUGGUUCAUGGGUUACGUUCGUUUCGAGAGCUCAUAAUGAAACUUAAUGCUAGAUCAGAUGUCCCUCCGGUUACUUGCAUAAUAUCGGAUGGGGUGAUGAGCUUCACCUUGGAAGUUGCUGAAGAAUUUGGCAUCCCUGAGAUGGUUCUUUUCACUCCUAGUGCUUGUGGCAUGUUGGGUUACCUUCACUUUGAAGACCUUAAGGAACGUGGAUACUUCCCAUUGAAAGAUGAGAGUGAGUUGAAUAAUGGAUAUCUUGAGACGGAGAUUGAUUGGAUACCAGCACUGAAAGGGGUUAGAUUAAAAGAUAUCCCCACUUUCAUUCGAACCACGAACCCUGAUGAUAUCAUGUUCAAUUACAACUUGCAAUCCGUCAACAAUGCCAGGAAAGCUGAUGCUGUGAUCCUCAACACCUUUGAUGAUUUUGAACAUCAUGUUUUGGACGCCAUUAAAACCAAGUUACCCAAGCUCUACACUGUUGGUCCUUUAUCAAUGCUUCAACGCCAGCUUUGUCCCACAAAUUUGGACUCCAUUGGCUCGAAUUUGUGGAAAGAAGACACCGAAUGCUUGGGUUGGUUGGACAGAUGGAAACCCAAGUCAGUUGUGUAUGUAAAUUAUGGGAGCUUGAUAACAGUGACGCCUCAACAUUUGCGUGAGUUUGCAUGGGGACUUGCGGACACCAACUAUCCGUUCUUGUGGGUUAUUAGGCCGGACAUUGUCGAUGGCGGUGGAGAAAGAAUAUUAUCCAAGGAAUUCACGGCGGCAAUAAGCGACAGGGGUCUGCUUGUAGGGUGGUGCCCACAAGAGAGGGUAUUGAGCCACCCUUCAGUGGGAGGGUUUUUGACGCAUUGCGGGUGGAAUUCCACCAUGGAAAGUGUUAGUGAAGGGGUGCCGAUGAUUUGUUGGCCAUUUUUUGCAGAGCAACAGAUGAAUUGUUUCUACUCGUGCACCAAGUGGGGCAUUGGGAUGGAGAUUGACAGUGAUGUCAAAAGGGAGAAAGUUGAAAGUCUUGUGAGGGAGUUGAUGGAAGGGAUGAAGGGGCAAGGUUUAAGGCAAAACGCCAUAGAUUGGAAGAAGAAAGCUGAAAUAGCUACAAGCCCUGAUGGCUCUUCUUACAUUAAUUUUAAUAAGAUUGUUACACAGUUGAAACAAGGGAUGCCAAAUGCUUGAACUGUAUCAACUUCCAAGUUUCUGCUAUGGAGAUUUGCUUUUUGUGUUAUUAAAUCGGAUAAAAGUUCACAUUACAUAUGUGUAAAUCUAGAAUACUAAUGAAAUAGCUUUUUAAACUGUGUAACAA